UACGAAACUGCUAACAUGCUGCUGUGAAGCUGUGAGAAAGCGUGUUGGUUUGACGGACUUCAUCUGUUUGACAGGCGACGUUGCGGUAUAUUGUGUAGUGCCGGUGAUUCAGUGGACUGUUUUGACCGAGCAUUGAUAACCAGACUAAAAUUAGCUUGCUAACGUAACUUAAAAAUCUUGCCUGCAUUUAAAAUACGUACAGCAGCUAUGACAUUGAUGAUAAACAAAGAUUCAGCUGUUCUUCAGGGUGCGUUCCUCCUGGCUGAUAAGCUUUGUCACCCCUCAUCUCUGUCCUCCCUGCUGAAAGCUGACUGGAGCAGGGUGGGAAAUCCAGUCCUGGAGGCAGUCAGAGAAAUCAGCAGACAAGACAAACUCAGUGCACAUCCCACCACAACAUCUGCCGGCUGGAUAAAGAAAGUAGUUUGUGUUGUGUGGUUGAAGCUGUUGUGCAGGGAGACUGGAGAGGACGUGGAGAUGGCCUGGAGGGAGAACCCUUUCUUCCCCCUCCAGAACGGCCUCCCUGAAGUCAACCAUGUUGUCCUGCUGGAAAUGGUGAAGUCAAUGGCAGCUGCUCAGACAUUUGCCAGUUUCCUCUCAUAUCUUCCUCACAGUCAGAUCUGUACUGAGCUUGAAAGGCUAGUGCAACACGUGAGGAGCAGCCCUACUAGAGAGGAUGAUGCCCGACUUUUUCUGGAGGUGUGGUGGGAACUGUGGAAAGGCCCAGAUGAGGAAAAGGUGGGAGGAGAGGAUAGCAUGGAGACAAUGUUUGCUAGACAAGUUGCUCAUCUCUCCUCCAAGUCUUCCAACCUGUCCCCUCAGGCUGCCAAGAGGUUAAAGCUAGACCCGUCAGAUCUGCCUUCACCCACCACUGAUGUCCUGUACAUUCUCUUUCAAGCACUUAAAGACAUUAAAGAUCACAUAUCUACAACAGACCUUUGCCUCCAGGCCCUCUCUGUUUCUCUCGAUGCUCUUUACACAACCUUUCUGAUAGACCAAGCAGUCAUACUUCCACCCAAAGAGAGGAUACAUGUUUUGUCUAAAGUCGUCAGCAUAAGAGAAAGGAAUGAUGAGAAACUGAGUCCUGAACUUAUUCGGGAGGCUCAGAGAGACCUACGUGCGUCUCACACACCAUCUCAGUUUCAACCCAGCAGGAUGCAGCUUGGUGAAGCCUUUAAGAUUAUCACAGAUCUCGCUCAGUUUUGGCAAAGCAGCGGGCUUGUGAAAGCGUGUGACAGCACUAAUCCCAGCUACUCAGCAUUCAAACUAGAACAAAGUGUCCAGAGAGUCCUGACAGCUCUACAGAAAGCAGAAGUGCCUGAAACUACUGACAAGGAUAUACUGAGAGGUUUGCUGGAGUCAUUGGCUCUCCCUGCUACAGAGAGCAGCCCAGAGGUGAACGCAAGGGUCACCGCGAUCAUCAUCAGUCACCGCCUGGACGACUAUCAGAGCUUUGCAGUGUUAUUUGCCUGUGAGCAGAGCUGGGCCGCCUGUGAAGAUCACUGGAUGGACUGCUUGGAAAAGAACCAAGCAGCCUUCCAGCAGUGCGACACACUGAUCAGACUGACCUCCACCCUCAUGAGUAAACUCCACAGCGACAGCGCAAAUGUGAGCCACUGCAGGAAGCUGAUGAAAGUCAUCGCAGACAUUUUCUCUGCACUUUCCUUAGAGGACAAGAACAAAGCUUUGGCUGCCAUGCUGAGACUGUCCAGCAGGGGCUUCUUUGGGUGCUCUGUCCCCUCUGCUGUGGCCGAGGGGUUUGAACAGGAGCUCAACAUGGCCUUCAACUGCAUCAUCCAAGGAGGAGGUGGAGCAUCUACAGCGGUGUCGCAGGGCAAUCUGAACACAGCAGUCUCUUUAGUAGCGAGAGUUGCAUUUCAGAACCCAGAGGCCGCUGUCAAGUCUUGUUGUCAUUCAGCUAUUUUCAAUAAAGGUGCUUUCUCUCUUAUGGCUAAGAUCCUGCAGCAGCUGCCUGGACUCAGAGGACAGAGGGAAAAACAAAAGGAAGCUCAAAAUGAUGAAGAAGAAAGAAAAGAGGCAGAGGAAUGUGUAGGUGAAGGAAAAGAUGCUGUGAGUGGUAGUGGUCUGUUCUGCAGGUGCCUACAGGAAAUUAUCAAGACCAGGUCAUUGUCAGCCAAUGAAAAAGAGCAGUUCCUCAAGUGUAUGGGUCUGCUGAUGAUGCCUGUCAUGACAGUUGAGGGAGAAGAAAGGAGGCAAAGCUUUGUGCCACCUCAGGAGGUCGUGAACAUGUUCGUCCUGCCUAACCUCUCCACGAUGGGUCAAAGCUCCUUUGAUACAGAACUGAGUCUGCAGCUUCUCCACACUGCUUUGUCUGUGGAAUCAGAUUUGUCUCCCCACUGGGUGUUGGACUCCUCUCCCUUUCCCCUCCUCUAUGUCCUCUCCCAGCUGCACAACCAGAUUCUCAGGUGUUGGGAGCAGCCAGCAGAGGGCACUGUUCACCACUGGUCCAUGGAAACCAAGGAGCUGUUGGUGUCAGUGCUGACUAUGCUGGGGCAGGUGGUGGGUGCAGAGGUGGCAGCGGCCCCCAGCAGCUGGUCCAGAGCUCUUUUCUGGCUCUACAACAAGAUGGAGGAACUGGACUGGACUGUUCGUUUCCACCUGAAGCCAGUUUGGGGGGAGCACUUUAAAAAUGAAGUUCCCUCCUCUCUGCUGACUGUGUGUGAUCUACCUGAGCAGACGUGGACUGGGCUGGACCUGCCCCAGUAUGGCCAGGGUACAGGUCUUUUGGCCUGGAUGGAGUGCUGCUCUAUAUCGGACUCCCUGCAGUCCACCAUGCUGUCCCAUCUAUCUCUGGACCAGCGCCGGGUCGACCAUGUCAGCAUGUUCAGCAAAGGCCUGCUGGUGGCUCUGACCCAGACCCUGCCCUGGUGCUCCAUCUCCCAGUGGACCAGACUACUGAGAGUCCUGAGGGAGCUGAUCAUCUCAGGCCGCCUCCACGUCCCCUUCUCGUUGGAGUAUGUGGAGUAUCUGCCCCUCCUGGAUCUGAGGAGAUUUUCGUGUGAGCUCCGCCUGUCGGUCCUCCUGCUUCGAGUCCUUCAGCUGCUCUGCGGGUCCAGCUGCUCCCACUGGCUGCCAGUGGACGGCUGGGCACACAUUGGCAGGUUAUACGCCCACGCUGUGAGGGAUAUGAUGAACUCGGUUAGAGCCAAGCUGCCUCUUCCUUCAUCUGGUGCUUUGACUGUCUCUGCUUCGAUGUCUCCUAAAACACCAGCAUCUAGAGACGCCAAUCCUUCAUGCACUUCAAUUAAGUCUCCUAAAAUGUCCAGAGAGACUCAGAAAGCAGAAGACUCCGCUCUGAAAUCAAAAGAGUCGCAAAUGGAAGAAGAGGAGGAGAUGGAGACAGUUCCCUGCCAGGAAGUCCUUUUUGUUCUCAGCCAGCUCUUUUGCCAUGUUCAGCACAUACAGGUGAUGAUGCCAGGAGGCCAGUGUGAACCACUGUUCCUGUCCAGUCUGGAGAUCCUCAGCCACUAUGAGGCCAUCAUGGCAGCUUUCCCUCACAGCAGCAACCCGCUGGAGAGCGACAACACCCGACACUUCUUCUCCACCAUCACAGACAACCUGGAGAGCCCGGAGAUGAAGGCUGUACUGCAGCAGAAGAUCGCUCAGCUGGUCUCAUCGGCAGCUUAAGACACACUGAUUUUUCCAUGUUUUCCACUCGAAAUGCUUAAAUGAUCUCUGUUGCUUCUGAGUUUGUUUGCUUAUAAAGUAAGGACAUAAUUUCAGUUGUCAAUGUUGUCGCUGUACUUCGCUAAUUUACAGAGUUAUGGGUAAGGAGUGAUUAAAAAGCCAAUUCAUCCCAGCAACAGUAGCAUUCAUUUCUUCUGCUAAUUAUAAUGCUAAUUAGAUGUAGAGGAUACAUUUGCUAUUUAAAUGUACAAAUGUAUCGUCUGUACGUCUGGGCACCUUGUGUAUCCCUCCCUAUCAUCAAACCCUUCAGGAGAACACAAUAUCAAUACAUAAUUUAAUACAUUUAUUAAUUAAAGAGUCUAUUUUUUUUAUUUAUACAAAAAUAUUCUCUGCAACACAAGAUGAAAAACAGUUUUGUUAUAGAGUAACAUCUGACAAAAUUCACAGAUAAAAGCUACAUAAUGAUGGAGUGCAUGACAAGCACUCUGAACUGUUGAAGAGUCUCUGAUGGUAUUAGGGCAAUAGUUAGGGGACAAAAAUCAAAAUAUUUUGAAAAAAACUGAAACUUAAAUCUCAAAUAUUACCAUUUUUUCCGCAAAAUAUUUAGUCUCAUAAAAUUACAGCGAAUAUGAUUACUUAUUCUCUUUUUUUCGGUGGCCCUAACACUCUGUCACAUCAUCAGUCUCAGUGUAAGACCAUCUUAUUUUAUAAACAGCUGGACUCCUCAGUCUCUCCUCUGUCUAUCUUUGUUUCCAUCUUCCUUCCCUGUCUUAUGCCGCAGGUACAGUCUCUUAGCUUUCCUCAGCAGAAGGAUAAACCAGUAGAUUUGUGGAGCCAGGAUUGCCAGAUUACCCACAUUGCACUGCAGGGGCAGAUGGAAGGCCACUCUGUGCAGGGGAAUCCCAAACUGCCGGCCAUACAUCCAGUACAUGAAGGGGAAGAUCAGGAUCCGGCAUAUGAAGAAACUCAAGAGGACAAUGAUGCCAUUGAUUCUGUGCAGCCUGGUGUCAUCAAGGCCCAGCUGCACAUCAGGGGACAAGAGAAGGAAGGAACAUGAACAGGAGUAUAACAACAGCUUGUUUUACGUGAUAAAACAUUGGAACUUUAAAUCUUCAUUAGACACACAGGUGGGUGUCUAAGAAAAAAAUCUGAUAACAAAAGCAGAUGCUUCCAUGCAGGGCACGAGGUCUCACUGAAAGUUUGAUGAGUGCGGAAAUGAUGAGUGUCAGUUGUUAUGACCUUUACAGUCACCAGAUCUAAACCUCUAUCUAAACUGAACGACCAAUGGGAGAUUUUGGAUCAUCUGAAUGCUUCUUCCGCUGCAGCUGAUCAGUCUGAAUUGCAUUUAUCCAAAACACUUUACAAUUUGCCUCUGAUUUACAUAUUCAUGGCAGCGAGCUACCAUGCAUGGUGCUGAUCUGACCAUCAGGUACAGUUCGGGGUUCAGAGUGUGGACACUUCGACCCUGUGAAUAAUGGACAACCUGCUUUACCUUAAAACUGCCACAGCUGCCAAUUUUCCUCAUUUCAACUGGUGUUAAGUCACUGCUGAGAAAUGCGCCCACAGGAAAUGACACAAUGUAAUACUGUCCCUGAGACAGAGUGGGCAUUUCCCCAAGAAAAAGCUGGAACAAGCUCAAAUUUUUCUUCAGACCUUCAAAUAUUCAAACUUUCCCGUGUCAGACGGGGCUGUGGAACGGCUAUGUGGUUGUAAAUCGUAUCCCAACUGUGAAAACAGUGACUGGCAGAGCUCUGACUGUCUUUGGAGGGAAAUUUAUGAUGUUGUCCAGAUGGUCUACCUGGAUGAGAAUCUUUCCUAUAGAGACGAAAGGAGUGCUGAACUCUGUGGUGAACAGGCAUCCAAUGAAGAAAUCACCCAGUCCUCUUCUGAAGAACUGCAAAUCAGACACAGUGCAUAGUCAGCCUUCAUAUACACUAUCUAUGUGUGUGUGUGUUCAUUCCUGCCAGACCAAUCACAUCUAUGAACACACUGUAAGGAUGAUAGUGAUUCCUCCACAUACUUACCAGAGUGAUGGGCAUGAAAAUGAGAAGCAGCACCAGGUGAUGCAGGACCAACAUCCAGUCCUUCUUGAGGAAAGCCUUGACUGUCUGAAGAGAGUGGCUGCUGUCUGACCUGGAGUGACCUUUGACCUUCUGAAUAUGGUAGUGACUCAGAUACAUGGCGUAGAUGUCAUGGGCCAUGUAGGGAGCUCCGAACACAACGAACCCAUUGACCAACCAGUGGCUGUACGGUCCAAUUAAUGUUGUAAAUAUGCAAACA
This is a messenger RNA of Chelmon rostratus (copperband butterflyfish), 5925 nucleotides long. It is a transcript of the gene gemin4, whose product is annotated as gem (nuclear organelle) associated protein 4. Gene Ontology annotation, biological process: spliceosomal snRNP assembly; rRNA processing. The coding region runs from base 208 to 3645 and encodes 1145 amino acids. Lineage: Eukaryota; Metazoa; Chordata; Actinopteri; Chaetodontiformes; Chaetodontidae. The record is from RefSeq and is a predicted model, not a curated record. Gene Ontology annotation, cellular component: SMN complex. The transcript has 6 exons.